UGGGGAAAAACUGAACUGCAUAUGUUCAUCUGGCUUAGAUGAGCUCCGUAUAGAACUCAUUUAUUUAGGGAGAAUCUAUUACAAUCUAUAAUUCAAUCUUUAUUCUGUAAAUCCAUGUUUGCCAUUUGUAUGCCUGGUUUCACAGACAAGGCUUUAAAAAGCCUAGUCCCAGACAAAAAAUGCAUGUUUGAGCUGUCUUAAGUGAAAGCAACAUGCACUGACAUAUCUUAAAAUAUGUCAGUGCCACUGAUUUGUAUCAAAAUGUACACUAGUAUUGUUUUUUUAUAAGGCACAUUUAAAACAAACAAACAAACCCUACUUAAAUGCCCUAAUUUAACUAAGGACUAAUACUGGCUUAAUCUAAGCCCUGUCUGUGAAACCAGGCCUUAGUGUUUUUUAGUCACUUUAAAAUAGUCUGUAUUUACUGUUAGGGGCAUAUGUAGGCAUGGGGACAAGGGCACGGGUGCCUGCUCCAGAAAAAUCAAUCAAUAAAUAAUUAUUUACCUUAAUAAGCAUGGCACGUCAAUGUCUCAGUGCACCCGGAGAAGUUCUCUCUCACUCAGACAUAUAGGCCUAUGUGGAGGGGGUAAGGAUAAAAGUAGCCUAAUGUGUUUAGCCUAUAUAACUACACACAUAACAAACCCAUCAUUUUAGGUAAGGACCAGAUAGGGCCACUGUUUACUGUGCAAGACCCAGCCUAAACACCUGGUGGCAGCAAACCACAAAAAUCUGACAUUGUUUACCGUGGUUAAAUACCUUUUAAAACACUUAUUUAGAAGAUUUAGAAGACAAAUGUCUUCAGUUGCAAACCAUAUGUAGAUAUACAUACAUAUGUAGAUCUGCACAGUUGUGACAUUUUGAUGGACGAAUCAAUGGAUGCUGCUCUCACGGAGGAAUCCCCGCUUAGCGAAUCGGUUCGACCGAAUCAUUUAAAAGAAUCAUUCCAAAAGAACAACUCGCGAAUCAGUCAUCACGAGUCCACAGGCGCUCAGCGGCGUCUUCAUGAGGAGAACAGGAGCAUCUUUACUAACUUCUGCAACAGUUUAUCAAACAUUUCCUCUCAGGCUUGUUUCUACGACUAUUAGACUGCACUGCUUGGAACCGUAAACACACUUGAGGAUUAAAAACAACCGACACAAGAAGAAUAUUCAGCGCUUUUACAGAGACUCAGAUAUGAGGAUGAAGUUAUUAUACACAGUUUUUCUCCUGCUGAAUUUCUUUGCAUUGUACGACUGUAAUGAUGCAGCGCAGGGUUGUAUGGAUAAGCACCGAGUGAUGGGGAUGCUGCGUCAGAUGGAGAAGUUUCUUAAAGGACAGGAGAUCCGGUUCACAGAGGGGCUUCGGAUUAUGAAGUCCAAGCUCACCAACCUUCAAAACUCACUGUCCAAGCUCCCACAAGCAGACCAGUCCUCGUCCCAAUCCUCAUGUCCACCUCUGGUGGCUCCGGCCCACGGGAGGAAGUUUGGCUCAAAGUACCUGGUGGGUCAUGAGGUCCAUUUCACGUGUUCUCAGGGUCAUCGCAUGAUAGGAUCAGGAACACGCGUGUGCCUGGAGAACGGUACCUGGAGCGGAGUCAGCGUAGUCUGUAAAGAUGUGAGUGUGUGCGCCAGUAACCCGUGUCAGAACGGCGGCACCUGUGUGGAGGCGCUGAACCAGUACAAGUGCACCUGUCCACACAACUGGAGCGGCAGUCAAUGUCAAUACCAGACGCAGACAGCGCCUCCGGAGUGGAGCGUCAUGAAUGACCCGGCCUUCAGCCGUAAGCCUCGCUGUGCCAAAGUGGACCGAGCUCAGCACUGCAGCUGUGACGCUGGCUUCCACAUGAGCGGCACCUCAGACAACAGCAUCUGUCAGGAUGUGAAUGAAUGUGAGGUGUAUAAGGCUGACCGUGGAGGGCCUCUGUGUGGCCACGCCUGUGUAAACGUCCCGGGAUCGUACCACUGCUCCUGUCCCACCGGAUACAAGCUGCUCGCUGAUGGAAGAAGCUGUGAGGAUGUGGAUGAAUGUCUUACACAACAGCACAACUGCAGCCGUGGCACCACCUGUAUCAACACCGGAGGAGGUUUCCAGUGCGUUAACCCCGAGUGUCCGCGCUCGCUCGGCAACGUCAGCUACGUUAAGACAUCACCUUUCCAGUGUGAAAGGAAUCCCUGUCCCAUGGAGAGCCGUUCCUGUCCGUUUGCUGCAAAGACCAUUUCUUACCACUACCUGUCUCUGCCGUCCAACCUGCGCACCCCGGCCACGCUGUUCCGCAUGGCCACCGCGACGGCUCCGGGUCGGCCGGGUCCAGACAGCCUUCGCUUUGGCAUCGCAGGCGGAGGUGAAGCCCGCAGCAUGUUCGUGAUGCAGCGCUCUGACCGUCAGACCGGAGAGCUGAUCCUGGUCCAGCCGCUGCGAGGCCCGCUGGAGCUCAGCGUGGAGGUGGAGAUGUCCGAAUACGCCGACCGCACCUUCCAAGCCAAACAUCUGGCGCGGGUCCACCUUCUGAUUUCACCCUACGAGUUCUGAAGAGGCUGGUCGCUGUCUAAAUUGAGUGUUGAUGUUUAGACAUGAAGAGGAAAGAAUGUUUUCCUUAUUGCUAAAGCUGAAUGAUAGAGUUGUUCUCAGACGUGGCUCGAUUUUGAAGCAGGAAUAGCACAAAACUGUAAGAUAUGGAAAAUGUGGAAGUAAAAUAAUGAUUUUUAAGGCAAUAACUCUUAAAAAAAAAAAAAACAUUUGUGGUUAAAGGUGAAGUGUGUCAUUUUUUCUGUGUUAAAAUACUUUCUCUUUAUGCUGUUCUGUGCAGGAUAUCUGUUUCUAAAAUCAAAUUUAAAACUUUUAAAGACAUUUUUAAGAGUUGCAGAAAUUAAAUGAAUGCUGAAUGUCCAAACAGAACAAACCUUGGAUUCUUUUACUAAUUAAAGCUCUCACUUUUAUUUAAUUAAAUCAUAUCUAUUUAAACUUUAAUAAUCACAUUAUUCUAUUUUAUGUCUUCUUUUUCCAUCCACAAAUUUAAGACAUUUUAAAAUGAUAAUUAAGACUUUUGUUAUAUCAUUUAAAGGGAUAGU
Messenger RNA from Onychostoma macrolepis, 3047 nucleotides. RefSeq names its product fibulin-7. The coding region runs from base 1174 to 2508 and encodes 444 amino acids. The record is from RefSeq and is a predicted model, not a curated record. The transcript has 8 exons. Gene Ontology annotation, molecular function: calcium ion binding. NCBI's taxonomy places the organism in Eukaryota, Metazoa, Chordata, Actinopteri, Cypriniformes, Cyprinidae.